Molecule: messenger RNA, 5784 nt
Organism: Oncorhynchus nerka (sockeye salmon)
Lineage: Eukaryota; Metazoa; Chordata; Actinopteri; Salmoniformes; Salmonidae
Product: photoreceptor ankyrin repeat protein-like
Exons: 6
Coding region: 544-1929 (461 amino acids)
Molecular function (GO): protein binding
Source: RefSeq, a predicted model, not a curated record
CUAGCCAGCCUGUCAGGUGAAAUGCUCUCCUUCCACUGUUUCUUUCCUUCUAAUCCUCCUGUAAAUCUCCUGUAAUCAGGCGAGAGCAUGCUGCCUCCUGACAAACUUACAGCUACAGGCUGCCUGCUGCCUGACUUUGCGUUCAUUGUCUAUGUAAAGACCUGGGAGGAGGAUGGUGUGGCGGUGGUGAUCUAUCGGACAGCCUAGGCACACUGUAAGGAGGGGGUUAGAGCACUUUAGCUGGAGCAGCACGGGUCUGUUGUUGCUGGUACUUAGCCAGACAAACCCAGAGGAACAGAGGAAGAGGGGAUGCAUAUGCUGUAUUGUCCCAGGAAGACGGAGAAAGGGAGUAAACAGAGGGAGAGAGAAGAGGACAAUACCCGCCAUUGGAUAGACAACCAUUUUAUGGGAGCAGUUGUGAUGUGGUAAUCAUCAGCAGGGUCCAGGCAGGGUCCUCUCCACAUCUCAUCCUCCCGUGGGCAGAGGAGGCCUCUUGGUCGGGUGUGAUCCCCUCCUCUCGGUGGUCCACCUGGUGGUCCAGUGAUGGCUCAUGCACAAGAUGAUCCCCAACUAGGCGCUGGCCCGUCCGAGGAUUCUGAACUCUCUGAGAAUGAGUCCGAAACGGCGAGCUUGGUGUCGGAGGACUCUGUCAUGCCAGACUAUGAGAUGGAGCGGGGUAGUGGAGGCACCACCUCUACGCUGUACGAGGCCUGUAACAGGAACGAGGCGCUGACGCUACAGAGGGUCCUGGAGAGGGGGGUUACUAAGGAAGAGGUUAUGGAGCUGGACAUCAAUGGCAUGAAUGGUCUGAUGCUUGCUGUCUCCAGAGGCUAUGUGGACAUGGUCUACGGUCUACACACGUGUCCACUGAUCGACAUUAACCAUCAGGACAACGAAGGCAACACAGCACUGAUGAUCGCUGCCCAGGCCGGCUACAUCUCCAUUCUAAACUUCAUCCUGAACUACUACCCUAAGAUAGACCUGGAGGUGAGGGACACCCGGGGCUUCACUGCCCUCAUCAAGGCAGCCAUGCAAGGCAGGGUAGACUGUGUGUCUUCCCUCCUCAUGGCCGGUGCAGAUAUCAACGUAGUGGAUGAGGUCCGGGGGAAAAGCAUCAUGGACUGGGCCCUGAAGACGGGUCGCUUCGAAGUCCUGCAGCGUCUCCGUUUUCUCCAGGCGCACCCCAUCGCCGAGCAGUUCUGCGACAGCUACGUGAUAGAGUGGCCCGAGCUGAAGGAGCUGGUUGCCAAAGCCAUGAUCCCCAAAACACUGACUCAACGUCUGAAGGACAGCCUGACCAUUAGCUUACCCAGGGACCCUCAGGACAACGGAGUGAUGGACCACCUGGUGAAGAUGACCACAUCCAUCCACAGCCCUCUAGUCUCCACUGGCUGCCGGCCCCUCUGCCCCACAAGCCCCCCCGAGCUCGGAAAGAGGCGCCUGGCCGUGCCGGAGCUGAUGGAGAAGCACAGCAGUAAGGACCUGGAGGAAAGCUCUGUGUGUCAUAGUAACGGUGUGAAAUGUUCCUUCAAGCCUGCGCCAGCGUCGUCGAGCCCCUUCUCACUCGCCAACUGCUGCUCGAACGCGGAGUGGAGGGAUAGUAUUCUCUCGAUGGCUGCCAGCGGCGUCCGGAACUUCAUUCCUUGUUCCAUGGCCCACCGGAACUCUGUAUUCCCGUCUGGUUGCAUCCCCAAGAUCACCUUCACCAAGUCUCAAGACAAAACACCCAAGAAGGCGAAGAAGGCGAAGAGACACAAGGGCCACCUGGAGCCUCCAGUCUGGAAGUACAAGGCGAAGAAGCAGGAGAAGAAAAAAGAAAUGGAAAAGUUGGAGGAAGAGAAGCAAGCGCAAGAGAAGGCACUUAAGAAAGCUAAGAAGAAGGCAGCCAAGGUGGCGGCCAAGUCAAAGGAGCCUGCCAAGGCAAGUUAAACUGCUGUCUGUAAAGUGCCACAGAGUGGGAGCACAGAACUCUGGGAAAAUAGAGCGACCUCUGUGCUGUCAUCAGACGGAAGAGGAAGCGAGACACCCCACUCGCAGUUUUGUUUACUGAUUGAAUGAAAGUCAAUGAACUGAGUAGACCAGACCCAGCUGCUAUUGCAUUGGUGUCCAUGGGAGACCCACCCCUGUUAAGUAGACAAUUUUUUUCAAUGAUAAACGGCCUGAGAGAACUAUCUUGAUUUAUCCACCAUCUUUGCUGUCAUCUGCUACUAACUCCAUUGUAUCCACUGUGAUGAUGUCAUGUAAGACGGACAAGGGGACGGCUCCCCUGUGGUGGCACCUGCCUGGGGUCAUCAUGGAGGCUCAGUUGCAGCCCUACCUUGGGGCCUCCAAUAACAUGGGUGGAAACUAGCAUCUAAGCCGGACUAAGUCUAAUGGAUUGACUGUUGUUUUUCCUCUCUGCUGGGAUAUGUGGUUGUAAAGACUGCAAUGGCCUGGACAUUCCUAGACAUUAUUAUGUGGAAUUCUCUUUUUCUGUUUUAAAUUAUUUUGUUGAUUUAUUUAUUUUUGAGAGUUCAGUUGUUAAAAAGAUCAGUAGAGUUUGUUUGGUCUUCCAUGUUCAUAACUAACCAAUCGAAACUGUGAAGGAACCAGAGCCAUAGCAAAGAAAUCUCUAGUUUCUGAUAAGCAAGGUACUUCCUGAAAAAGAAACAGGACAUUAACAUGAGUUAGACAAAUGAUUAGGGAGGAUUAUGAACAAGGUUUCAGAGUUGCCUGUUUGAUAAACAUCAUGGUCAGAUAUAGCACAACCAGACCUGGGGUCAAAUACAAUUUAAAAGCAUUUCAAAUGUUUCAGCUGUGCUUGAGAGAGCUUGCCUGUUGAUAUGGAAACAAUAUAAAAGUCCCAAAAGUGCAAACCACACCCAACUGGCACUCCAGGCAAGCUAAAUCAAAUGCUGAAUGUUUUUGUAAGAUUUUGAAUAGUAUUUGAACCCAGGUCUGACCACAACGCACGUCUGAGUUCCAAUCUGCUCUGUGCUUUGUUUUCCUAUGUACUCCAAUUAGCUGUCUUCCGAAAUAAGUAGAUUUUACACUGUUACCGGUGAGAGGACUUUUAUCAAGAGUAGGAAUAUAAUAUCAGGGAUCCCCUCAGUUUUGAUGAGGCUCAGGUAUUUAAAGAUAAACCUGAGUGGCGUAUUAUUACGCUGCACAAACCUGCUCAGUUAGAAGAAAUUGUUUGUUGAUCCAGUUCACAUGUGAUGGAGCUGAAAUUUGAAGUAUGUUAUUCAGUAGGAAUCAACUUCUGUCCUAAUAGUAUGUGAUGGUUAUUUUUAAAUAACACCAUCAUCCUCGUCAAGGAUCCAGAAAAUCGUAUAUGUAGUGACUUUUGCCAGUCAAAAACCAUUGAUGUGUCAGAUACGGCUCCUACAAUAUUAAAAGAUACAAUAGGCCUAAUGAAUAUUCUAUUACAAAACCAAACAUUAAAACGUUUAAAAACACAACAUCCAUGUGACUUAGUGAUGAUCCUUCUUCCCCCUAUAUCCGAUAGAUUUAGCAGCUUUGGCUAUAGGCUAAGCUGGGUUAGUGUGUGAGCUCAGUGAGCUUGUUAACUGGUGCUAUUAUAGUCACAGUCAGAUCAGACAAUAACCAUGUAGCCUAACCAUGGAUACAGCUGUAACCAUGGGGUGUAACCAUACAACCUAACAAUAGAUACGUCUGUAACCAUGGGGUGUAACCAUACAACAUAAUCAUAGAUAAGUCUGUAACCAUGGGGUGUAACCAUACAACAUAAUCAUAGAUACGUCUGUAACCAUGGGGUGUAACCAUACAACAUAAUCAUAGAUACGUCUGUAACCAUGGGGUGUAACCAUACAGCCUAACUAUACAGUACUUUCAGAAAGUAUUCACACCCCUUGAAUUUGUCCACAUUUUUUGUGUUACAAAGUGGGAUUCAAAUGGAUUUAAUAGUACAUUUUUUGUGUUACAAAGUGGGAUUCAAAUGGAUUUAAUAGGACAUUUUUUGUGUUACAAAGUGGGAUUCAAAUGGAUUUAAUAGUACAUUUUUUGUGUUACAAAGUGGGAUUCAAAUGGAUUUAAUAGUACAUUUUGUUGUGUUACAAAGUGGGAUUCAAAUGGAUUUAAUAGUACAUUUUGUUGUGUUACAAAGUGGGAUUCAAAUGGAUUUAAUAGUACAUUUUUUUGUCAACGAUCUACACAAAGUUUUCUCAUAUCAGCCAUUUAACUCUGUAACUGGUUUAAAAUCCCCAUUGGCCUCAUGCUGAACUCCUUGAGCGGUUUCCUUCCUCUCUGGCAACUGAGUUAGGAAGGACGCCUGUAUCUUUGUAGUGACUGGAUGUAUUGAUACACCAUCCAAAGUGUAAUUAUUAACUUUACCAUGCUCAAAGGGAUAUUCAGAGUUGGCUUUUUUUUACCCAUCUACUACAGAGCCUAAAUAUAGAUACAUCUGUAACCAUGGGGAGUAACCAUACAGCCUAAAUGUAGAUACAUCUGUAACCAUGGGGAGUAACCAUACAGCCUAAAUGUAGAUACAUCUGUAACCAUGUGGCAUAACCACACAGCCUAAAUAUAGAUACAUCUGUAACCAUGGGGCUUAACCAUACAGCCUAAAUAUAUAUAUACUGUACAUCUGUAACCAUGGGGCGUAACCAUACAGCCUAACUAUACGUCUGUAACCAUAGCGACUAACUAUAGAUAUGCCUGUAACCAUGGGGCGUAACCACACAACCUAACCAUAGGUAGCGGCAUAACCCAAAGGAUGCAAUACAUGGGAGGGGUAAUGUCCACUCGGCCAGUAAUCCUCCAAGUCAUUGUGCAGAUCUCUUUUGUACUUAAAACUUAAUGGGGCUUUUUUGUAUUUUACCCCCUUUUUUCUCCCCAAUUUCAUGAUUUCAAUCUUGUCUCAUCGCUGCAACUCCCCAAUGGGGUCGGGAGAGGGUCGAGUCAUGCGUCCUCUGAAACAUAACCCGCCAAACCGCGCUUCUUAACACCCGCCCACUUAACCCGGAAGCCAGCUACACCAAUGUGUCGGAGGAAACACCUCAAGUAAAGCCCCCCCGGCCAAACCACACUGGGCCAAUUGUGCGUCACCCUAUGGGACUCCCGGUCGGUUGUGACACAGCCUGGGAUCGAACGCAGGUCUGUAGUGACGCUUCAAGCACUGCAGUGCUCUUAGACCGCUAUCUCCAGACCAUAAAUAUCAGUCUAUAAAUAAACAAACAAGAUCCAUUUGGAAAAACAAACAGACAAAUAGGAGGAAUAAGAUUCAAACUAAAGCAAUCAUUUUUAAAUUUACAAAAGACACUCAUCAACUUUUCAUGUCAGUAGAUCAACCUACCAAGAUAGAACCAAUGAAACUUUCUCAAAGUAUCUCUACAAUAUUUGUCUCAGUUCCCCUUUGCAGUUGGGGAACUAGUCAAUAUACAGUCUACAUCAAAAUAAAAGCCCUAAGGAGGUCAGAGAGAGACCAUAGUAGCACCUUUGACUAAAGACUGAGUCUGCCUCCAAAAUGGCAACCUAUUCCCCAUGUAGUGCACUACUUCUGACCAGAGCCCUAUGGGCCCUGUUCAAUAGGGAAUAGGGUGGCAUUUGUGACUGGGAGUCCUCAGGCAGGAGAUACAUACUGUAUAUCACAGACUGUUUAUGCAUUUCCAUGAUGACUCAUGUUUUCUAUAACUUAGAAAAAUGGCUGCACGGCACAUUAUGUUACUGUACAAAAGCACAUUUAUGUUUCACAGGUAUUUUCAUUCAGGAUGUGCUCUACUUUAAAAUUUGAAAAGUGCUCAACUUCUUUUAGAAGCAGACAUUGCCUGUCUCUCUAUUCUAUUG